AAUCUAGAAAGUUAAAGAUUCAUCUUUCUUUCUUUUUGCUUCUUUUUUAAAGCAUACAUAAUUUUAAUAUUCACACUAUUAUAUUCCAAGAAUUUUAUCUAUUUUUGUCUGAAGGAUAUAGAUGUACUUUAAAUAAAAUAGAUUAGAAAAAAAAAAAAAAAAAAAACAAAUUCUUAACCGCUAAGCUUCCCUUCUCAUUUCUCGAACUCUCCUAUAUAAAUCUCUAUCAAUCGUGUCACAAAAUCAACGGUGGAAAACAAACAAGCAAAAAGCAUUUCAUGGGAACUGUAAUGGGAAUCGAAAUGGAAGGAGAAGCAGGAAAAGUCGGUGGCGGCGUCGGCGGUGGUAGCGAAGUUGAGGCGGUGGAUUACUUUUACAUGUUGCCGGAAGGCUGCAUAGCGCAUAUUGUGUCGUUGACCAGUCCACGAGAUGCUUGCCGACUGUGUUUGGUGUCGUCCAUAUUCAAAUCUGCCGCCGAAUCCGACGCCGUUUGGGAGAGGUUUCUCCCACCGGGAUACCAUUCUUUCAUUUUCGAUUCUGAUUAUCAUCGUCGUGCUCUGACGAAGAAGGAUAUCUACUUCUCUCUCUGUGAUCAGCCUCUCCUCUUUGACGAGGGUAGAAAGAGUUUCUCACUGGACAAAGUGAGUGGGAAAAAAUGUUACAUGCUAUCAGCAAGGGUACUCUCUAUAGUUUGGGGUGACACUCCAAGGUAUUGGACAUGGAUUCCAUCCCCAGAGGCCAGAUUUGGAGAUGUAGCUGAGCUUAUUAGCGUUUGUUGGUUCGAAAUUCUGGGCAAGAUUGACAUACGAAUGCUGUCCCCAUCUACAUUGUACACUGCAAAUUUCGUGUUCAAAUCAACUAGGGGUGCUUAUGGAUUUGAACAUCAAACACUUGAUGCAGUAGUGGGACUUGUUGGUGGGCAAAAAUCUACACGAUCGGUGUAUUUAGAUGAUGAAGCAGGGCAAAGGAGGCGUAGGAGUCAGAUUGUGCCGCGGCGUAUGGGGCUGCUUUUUAGAAACCACAGAAACAUGGAAACUGAAAUAUCGACAACCAGAUCAGAUAGGGACAUGGACAUGGACAUGGAUAGGGAUAGGGAUCGUAAUGAUGAGCAUAACCAUCCAAAAGUGAGAGGAGAUGGGUGGAUGGAAGUGGAGCUUGGUGAGUUCUUCUACGAUGGAGGACAAGAAGGAGAAUUGGAAAUUAAUCUUUUGGAGGUGAAAGGUGGAAAUUGGAAAGGUGGUCUCAUUGUUCAAGGGAUCGAAAUCAGGCCAAAAAAGGAUCUAGCUUAGCUAGCAUCUAAAUAUAAUGUCCAUUCACAUAUGUGCUGACAAGUUAUGCUGAAGUUGAAACUGACUCAUGUUCUCUGUAAUAUUCACAAUACCAUUUCUAAGUUGACCAUAGGACAAGUCUAUGGUUGUUUGGUCACCUGAAAUGUUAAGUUGUUCGUUGUAAUGUUAUUUUUCUUUAAUUUCUUCCCAUCUUGUAAUAAUCUUUCAACUUUCUUAAUGCAAGUAUUAUUAUUUUUUUUUCCUCAA
Molecule: messenger RNA, 1535 nt
Organism: Cannabis sativa
Lineage: Eukaryota; Viridiplantae; Streptophyta; Magnoliopsida; Rosales; Cannabaceae
Product: F-box protein PP2-B10
Exons: 3
Coding region: 279-1289 (336 amino acids)
Molecular function (GO): protein binding
Source: RefSeq, a predicted model, not a curated record